This is a messenger RNA of Scylla paramamosain (green mud crab), 2980 nucleotides long. Its product is annotated as peroxisomal acyl-coenzyme A oxidase 1-like. Gene Ontology annotation, cellular component: peroxisome. Gene Ontology annotation, biological process: fatty acid beta-oxidation using acyl-CoA oxidase; lipid homeostasis. Lineage: Eukaryota; Metazoa; Arthropoda; Malacostraca; Decapoda; Portunidae. The transcript has 15 exons. Gene Ontology annotation, molecular function: acyl-CoA oxidase activity; FAD binding; fatty acid binding. The coding region runs from base 275 to 2275 and encodes 666 amino acids. The record is from RefSeq and is a predicted model, not a curated record.
GGCAGUCGUAGUUGUUUACAUAAUUUUUUGUUUUGUUUGUUCAUAACUACUAGAAUGUCAGUAAUCAUGAUAACACACUUGUCUUGGUGACUCUGCAUUUCAUUAUCAGGCUCGGUACGCAUUACAAGUUAAAGCUGAGACACGCACAGGGCAGAGAAGCUGACGUGAGGAUUUUUCUUUUAGUUCCAUUUAAUGAAAUAAUGUUUGGGUAUUAGGCAUUCACUUGAAGUUGAUUUUGGUAAAUAUGAAGGUUUUCUUGGCAGGCUGAUGCACCAUGAGUGAGAAAAAGGAUCUUCAAGACUGUGUUGAGGAGCUGAGGCGAGAGCGAGCUCAGUGCUCCUUUGACGUCGAGGAGCUGACUAAUAUUUUUGAUGGAGGAAAGGAGUUGACAGCUCGACGCCGUGAGAUUGUCAGUCACCUUGCAGAGCACUUGAUAUGUAGUGAUCCGGCUUUUAAGGACGAGGUUCCUCCUGAAUACCUGAGCCAUGAAGACCUGUACACUAAUGAGGUGCGCAAAGUGACACAUCUGAUGAGAAAGCUGGCAGAGCACAACAUACCUUUAAGGGAAGCCAGCAUUACCCAGGUCCACAGUGUGCUGCGGGACGGAAACCCUCUCAUCGUGCACACAUCUAUGUUUGCCAAUGCACUGGCAAGCCUGGCCAACCCCAAGCAGCAGCAGCAGUGGGUCCCCCUUGCUGAGAAAAACAGGAUAAUUGGCACUUAUGCACAGACCGAGAUCGGUCAUGGGACUUUUGUGAGAGGACUGGAGACCACAGCCAUCUUUGACCCAGAGACCAAAGAAUUUGUGCUUCACUCCCCAACUAUCACAUCCACCAAGUGGUGGCCUGGAGGAUUGGGCAAGACGGCCAAUGCAGCAAUUGUGAUGGCUCAACUGUACACGCAGGGCAAGUGUUACGGCCCACACCCCUUCUUUGUGCAGCUGAGGGACUUUGACACACACCAUUCUUUGCCUGGAGUCAUUCUGGGGGAGAUUGGUCCUCGGCUGGGCAUCAACAGUCAGGACAAUGGGUACCUCAGGUUUGACCACUACCGCAUCCCUCGCACCAACAUGCUCAUGAGGCAUUCACAAGUCCUGGAGGAUGGUUCGUACGUCAAGCCAAUUCACAACAAGCUGUCCUACGGCACGAUGGUGUGGACCCGAGUGGCCAUUGUCCACAGCUGCAGCAAGAAACUGGCGUGUGCUGUCACCAUAGCAACGCGUUACUCUGCCGUGCGUCACCAGUCGGAGCUCGUGCCAGGGAAGCCUGAACCGCAGAUCCUGGAGUACCAGACGCAGCAGUACAAGUUGCUGCCUCACAUCGCCUCAGUGUUUGCUAUCCUCUUCUCAGCCAGCAGUGUGCUCAGGAUGCAGCGCAAUGUGGCCGCCAGCAUCAGCAAGGGAAACGUGGAAUUGCUGCCUGAGCUUCACAUCCUGUCCUGUGCGAUGAAGGCUCUGAGCAGCCAGGACAGCACCCAGGGCAUAGAGACGUGCCGCCUCGCCUGUGGAGGACACGGUUACAUUGCCUCCUCUGGGCUUCCGUCCCUGUACACCAGCACCACCUGCACCAUCACCUAUGAGGGAGAGAACACUGUGUUGCUGCUGCAGGUGGCCAGGUACCUCAUAAAGUCAUAUCGAGCUGGCUUAGAAGGCUUACCAGUGUUGCCGUCAGUCAUGUACCUCACUGCUCCAUCGGCCAUGCACCAGUCACCACCACUCUCCAAUCAAGCAUUGAUAGAGGCCUUCAGGAUAUCGUCUGCCAAUCUGGUGAAGGAGACAGAAUCCCGCCUCUGCAGGCAGUUCAACUUGGAGCAAAAUUUUCAUUACGCAUGGAACCGUUGCUCAGUGGCAUUAGUCCGCUGUGCCGAGUUACACUCCAGGUAUUACAUGUGUGAAAAGUUCCUGAGCACCGUGGAGAGCAUCAGGGCCAGUGACAGGGUGAGGAGUGUCCUGCAGGAUCUGUGCCGCCUGUACCUCAUCCACCACAUCACUCUGAACCAGGGCCACUUCCUGAGGAGUGGGACCCUGAGUGGAGUAGAUCUCUCAACACUGGAGGAGGAAAUGUAUGAACUACUGGCAAAGCUGCGACCACAAGCUGUUCCUCUGGUGGACGCGUUUGACUUCCGGGACGAGUUGCUGGGCUCCACACUGGGAGCUUGGGACGGCAGAGUGUAUGAGAGGCUGUAUGAGGAGGCCCAGAAAAGCCCCCUUAACAAGACAGACGUGUCCAAGGCUUACCACAAGUACCUGCAGCCUCUCAUGAAGUCAAACCUGUAGUGUGCCCACAGCUGCAGGGAGUGAAGUAUGUUCUCUUGUGUUUCUGUCUCUGUGUAAUUAAUUUUUUCAGCUCGGUUGUUUAAUUUCUAUGUGAUAUCAAGGUUUGGAAUUGUAGAUUAAUGAGAACUUUUUGUGUCAAGACUCGCAAGCAUUUUUUGUGAUUUAAAUAUUACUUAGAAUUGUAUAUUUACUUAGUAAGUAUUUAUUUAGUUCCUUCAACAUUUUAAAGGUAGAUAGAUGAAAUUGUUAACAGUUGUAAAGUUUAUAAAGAAUAUAUAAUUGUUGGUGUUACAAAAUAUAUUUAGUUUAUAAUCAUAUAGAAUCUGUUAGAAGUUGCUAUUUAUGUGUGUGUGUGUGUGUGUGUAUAUAUAUAUAUAUAUAUAUAUAUAUAUAUAUAUAUAUAUAUAUAUAUAUAUAUAUAUAUAUAUAUAUAUAUAUAUAUAUAUAUAUAUAUAUAUAUAUAUAAUUGUUGUUGUUUAAGCUCCCUGUGUUCCAAGGUGUUUGAUGGGUGUUUAAUCAUUACUGCAACUAUGAAUUGAGGUCAUAGUGUUUGAGAGAAAUCAAUAUAUUUUUGUGAUAAGAGAGGUUGAAAUAUUUUAGUGACAGGACAGUCAAGGUCAGUAGGUGUUUAGUUAAUUACCCCUGCCUGUCUUGUCAUUGCAUUAUGAACAAUGAAAUACAAAUAAAAAUAAAGCAAACAAACAA